Molecule: messenger RNA, 479 nt
Organism: Arachis duranensis
Lineage: Eukaryota; Viridiplantae; Streptophyta; Magnoliopsida; Fabales; Fabaceae
Exons: 2
Coding region: 86-424 (112 amino acids)
Molecular function (GO): phenylpyruvate tautomerase activity
Source: RefSeq, a predicted model, not a curated record
UUAAAUUAGAACUAGCAAUAUCCUGGUUAUUGGUUUAUAACUUUCAAAAAAGGGUUCACAAAGAAAAGAAGGAAAAAGGAAGAAGAUGCCUUGCCUUUACAUCUCCACCAAUGUUAACUUAGAUGGAAUUAACUUGGAUCCAAUCUUUUCUGAAGCAACAUCUGCUAUUUCCACAAUCAUAGGAAAACCUGAAAAGUUUGUGAUGGUAAUAUUGAAGGGGUCAGUGCCAAUAACAUUUGAGGGAAACAAAGAACCAGCUGCAUAUGCUGAAAUUGUUUCAAUGGGAGGCAUAAACAAAGAAGUGAAGAAGAAGCUUAUUGCUACCAUUGGCACCAUUUUGCAAUCAAAGUUAUCCAUACCAAGAACAAGGUUUUUCCUCAAAGUCUUUGACACAACAGCAUUUAGGAGUAACUCCAAAAUGUGAUUAUGUAAUAUGUUGUCUUAAUUAAUAUUAUUAAUAAUAACACUCUUUUAUUAUA